AUGGCGAUCCUAUUCCAUCGCGCAAACGAUGCUCUGAACAUCAACCUCCCGAGCGGAGACGACCAGCUGAGCGUGAACGGCAGCGACUGGCUCUGGGCCGUGACGGCCAUCUACGUCGUCUCCUUCAUCGCCUUCUACGCGACCAGCUUUGUGGCCCGGUCCGGCGAGAAGAUCUUCCACUACCUGUUCACCAUCGCGCUCCUGGCCGGCUCCAUCUCCUACUUCGCCAUCGCCUCCGACCUGGCCUUCGUUGAGAUUCCCGUCGUCAACCACAAGCCCGACGACCCCUGGACCCGCCAGAUCUUCUGGGCCGAGUACGUCAACUGGGUCGUCAGCUUCCCCGUCGUCACCAUCGCCCUCGGCCUGCUGAGCGGAGUCUCCUGGGCCACUAUCCUUUACAACGUCGCGCUAUCCUGGACCUGGGUUAUCUCAUACCUCGUGGCCGCCUUCACCACGUCUAACUACAAGUGGGGAUUUUACGCCUUUGGUACUACCGCCUGGGCCCUGCUGGCCGUCAGCACCCUCGUAGGCGGCACAACCUCCGCCAGGCGUGUCGAGGUCUCCCGAGACCACACCCUUCUGGCGGGCUGGAUCAACCUCCUCUGGCUCCUGUACCCGAUUGCCUGGGGUCUCUCGGACGGCGGCAACCGCAUCGGCGUGACCCCGGCGUACAUCUUCUUCGGCGUCCUCGACGUCCUGCUCGUCCCCGUCCUCUCCUUCGCCUUCCUCUUCCUCUCCCGCAGAUGGGACUACGGUAGGCUCAACAUCGCGUUUACUCGCUACGGCCGUGUUAACCAGGUCGGCGGCGCCUUUCCCGAGAAGAGCACUACUGCGCCGGCUCCACCUGUUGUGGGUGAGCAGGCUGCGUAA
Hypoxylon fragiforme is the source of this 870-nucleotide messenger RNA. RefSeq names its product family A G protein-coupled receptor-like protein. Lineage: Eukaryota; Fungi; Ascomycota; Sordariomycetes; Xylariales; Hypoxylaceae. The record is from RefSeq and is a predicted model, not a curated record. The coding region runs from base 1 to 870 and encodes 289 amino acids. The transcript has 3 exons. Gene Ontology annotation, cellular component: plasma membrane; endoplasmic reticulum.